Messenger RNA from Scutellospora calospora, 310 nucleotides. The record is from the annotation of a GenBank genome assembly. NCBI's taxonomy places the organism in Eukaryota, Fungi, Glomeromycota, Glomeromycetes, Diversisporales, Gigasporaceae.
CAGUGAUAACGAAGUUCGAUAUCUUAAAGCAAAAUGUUACCGGGAGUCUAGAUUUCGAGCUGACUUGUGCUAUCAGAAGAAAUUUUUAAUAGUACUCCUUGGUGGUAUGGAAUCAUGCGAACAGGCAACUUUACUUUUGAUAUCAGACUUACGUGGUCUCUCUCGCCGUGCUACUUCACCAUUAUUGAAUAAAUUCCGCAGCGUUGUUAUCGCAGUACUCGCUAUCCAAAGGAUGAGAGUACUUAAAAGCUCGUGGAGCCGAAAUAAAGAAUUGAAACGAAAUAUACAACUACAACAGCAACGUUAUUAA